AUGGGAAAGGACAAGACGGCGGCCCUGGAGCAUGCAAAGAAGGUGACGACGACGACAAAGGGCAAGAAGAUGGCUCGGGGGACGUCAUCACGGUCCGAUCUGUCGCCAGGCUGGAUCCAGGGAGAUUGGAUCCGCUCUACUAUUGAGAGGGAUGAUCUAGAGAAGCUCGUCAAGGACGGCUUGAUUGCUGACAAGUCCUGGAGGUUGCCGGAGGGGGAGUCAGAGCCUCAGCCGCGCGAGGACGAGCGUGUCCUCCUCGCCACCCAUAUCUACACCAAGAUGUAUUCGAUGCCAAACGGAGAACAGUUCCAGGAAGGAGAGGAGAGCACAGACGAGAGUGGUGAUUGGCAAUCGUCGGGCGACGACGAUGAUGACAGCGAUGACUCGGAAUGCAGUGAGAUGGCUGACUCACCGCCCUGCUCAGAACGUCGAACCAAACAACCUCAAGAUCCUUCAGGUGGACGCGGCAAAGCAGCUCCUCCAAGUGCACAAGGGCAAAAGCGCACUCGGACUUCAUCUCCAGGACCAUCUAAAGAAACUGCUAAGCAACCCAAAGUCGCCCCAACGAAGCCUCGGAAGGCUUUUCCCAAGAUCAAGGCUGCUACUUCUGGGACCUCCAUGGACCUUUAUAAGGAUGGAGAUGAUGAGGAAACUGAAGAUGCGGCCACCUCCAAAGCGGAUCCUCUGGCUGACUCGACCAUUCCACCAGCUCCACUCUUUGUUACUCAUCAUGUCCCAGAAGACCAGGUAAGCGCUGCUAAGGAAGCUAUACGCCAAGCAGGCCUUAAGAUGGAGCAGAUGAAGGUGGUGCGCGAGGCCAGCCAGGCUGCUUAUGAUGCGAGCUCAACUCUCCAGACCAACGUCCAGAAAUCUUGUGAGCUCGGGGCUCAGUUUGCUAAAUUGGAGAGGAAGCAGAUUCAGCUCAACCUUGAUCUGGAACUGGCCAAGCAGAAUUUGCAGAAAGCCAAGGAUGAAGCAGCUGCCAUGGGAGACAAAAUGAAGCAGGCUCUGGAGCAGAAGGACCUCAACCUUGCCGCAGCGCAGAAGACGACGCGAGAAAGAACUGAACUUGCAGACAAGAAGCUGGCUUCAGUCGGCAAGUUAGAAGAAGAAAACGCCAAGUUGAAGACUGCCAUUAACGAAGCCAACAAAGAAGUCGUGCAACUGAAGAAGGACAAGGUGGCCUUGACUGACAAGGUGGGAGAUCUCGCUUGGAAGAGGGAUGAACUGGAGGUUUAUCUGGGAGGACUCAUCAAGAAGAUGUUCCUUAUGCUUGAAGAAUUCUGUCAAAACUUCGAGGAAGAGACUGAGCGGUUUGAGACGAAUCUGGAUCCCAUCAACUCCCCUGUCAAGGACGAAGCUGCGAUGAACAUGCUACGCCUGGAAUCUCACCUCGCCAGCGUUACGGAUUAUCUUGCACGACUGAAGGUGGCAGUGACACGGAGCUCUGGCCACGUGUGA
Messenger RNA from Aegilops tauschii subsp. strangulata, 1461 nucleotides. Lineage: Eukaryota; Viridiplantae; Streptophyta; Magnoliopsida; Poales; Poaceae. The record is from RefSeq and is a predicted model, not a curated record.